Messenger RNA from Guyanagaster necrorhizus, 917 nucleotides. RefSeq lists its product as uncharacterized. The coding region runs from base 1 to 873 and encodes 290 amino acids. NCBI's taxonomy places the organism in Eukaryota, Fungi, Basidiomycota, Agaricomycetes, Agaricales, Physalacriaceae. The record is from RefSeq and is a predicted model, not a curated record. The transcript has 5 exons.
AUGGGCUCAGAUGUCACUGGCCAUUUGGACCCCACACUCUACGUACUGACAGAAGACGAAACUGCCUUCUUUAAAACUCAAACUGGAAUAGAAGACGUCAAUGCGCUCAAGAACCAUAUCUUUACUAUCCAAGAGGAGGCGUACAAGGUGUACCCUUAUCCGUGCAUUCGCCGUUUCACCUUUGCCAAGUUGAAGAUUUCGAGACAGCCAUGCUAUCAACAGUUCUUAAAUCUUGGAAAAGAUCGCAAGGGGGCUAUCUAUGCCGACAUUGGAUGCUGCUUCGGAAAUGACCCCAGAAAGGCCGUUGUAGAUGGCUACUCCGUAGAGCAAGUCGUGGCCUCCGAUUUGCAUCCUGAGUUCUGGGAACUCGGACAUAGGCUCUUCAAGAGCACAGCCGAGACAUUCCCAGCUCGCUUCAUCCCUGCAGAUAUCUUUCAGUUGAAAGGUCUAUCGAGGGAAGACGUUCCUGCCCCUGUUCCGGAGCUUUCCCAAGUGCAAUCUCUAGCGGAGCUGCGAGGGCACAUCUCCGCCAUUCAUACCUCGGCAUUUUUCCAUCUGUUUGAUGAAGAAGGGCAGUUCGAAAUCGCAAAUAUUAUGGCGGCACUGCUGUCAUCUGAACCCGGGUCAAUGAUUUUUGGAUCACACGUUGGUCGGCGCGAGAAAGGUUUCCGUACUGCCAGUGAAGUCGGUUCCAAUGGCGUACAUCGCAGUAACAUGUUCUGCCACUCACCCGAGAGUUGGCGAUUGCUAUGGGAUGGCGAAAUAUUCCCCAAGGGCACCGUUCGCGUUGAUACUUCCUUGCAUGCAGAAGAACGUCCAGGUUUAGGCUUGGUGGUAGCAUAUCUCUUCGUUUGGUGCAUAACGGUUUUGUAGACUAGGUCUCCUGAAUUUAUAGGAUAUUGUGAAUUGGUACUGAG